Molecule: messenger RNA, 823 nt
Organism: Paramormyrops kingsleyae
Lineage: Eukaryota; Metazoa; Chordata; Actinopteri; Osteoglossiformes; Mormyridae
Source: RefSeq, a predicted model, not a curated record
UCAGUAUACAGCACUUUGCUAAAAUGAUAUUUAGUAUAUUACAUUUUCACAGGGGAGAAACACACUUUUUCAUAGGUUUUGAGAAACAUAGAAACAGGAAGAAUUUUGAAGGUAUGUCUUUGAAAUACACUAAAAUAUUCCCUUCCAUCCCCUGUGUUUUUUAUAGAAUGUCGAUUCAUAUUCAAAAUUUCUUCCUCUGCCUCUGUGUCUCUCUUACAUCGCAGUAUUUUGCAUCACAUGAACGGAAACCAUUCUGUCAUUCAACAGGAAGGAACGCAUCAGUGCUACAUUUCUCUAAAACUGCUGGGGAGCUACAUGUGUUUCAUUACCUGUUAAGAUGAACAGAAAAAUUGCACUAAUUUUGGGAGCCUUGAUAACUCUCUCUGUGGAGACAGACUCCAGCCCUGCAGAGUCUCCUGUUUAUAGGUUAAAGGGAGCAUCUGUUCAUCUCACAGUGGAGGGUCUUCAACAUUCACAGAUCAGAAGAAUAUCAUGGAGAGCCAACACAACAGACAUGAUGGAGUACACACUGGGGGACACUGAACCAGAGUACUUCAAAGAUUAUGCAAUAAGAACACAGUUUGAUAGUAGCGACUUCUCUCUGCUCAUUAAGAACUUAAAUGAGACUGACCAAGGCACCUAUACUGCUGUAAUAUUUGGAAAAGGCGGGGGUGUAUCUGACAAGGCCAAGUACCGUUUGUAUGUCCAAGAAACCGUUGCCAAACCCAUUAUACAGAUGAAUAAUUUGACAUUAGACUCUGCUGAAGGAUUCUGCAAUGUGUCAGUGAACUGCUCUGUGAGGGACAGCUGGGUCUAUUACACC